Messenger RNA from Drosophila rhopaloa, 703 nucleotides. RefSeq lists its product as uncharacterized. Gene Ontology annotation, molecular function: chitin binding. The coding region runs from base 2 to 637 and encodes 211 amino acids. The record is from RefSeq and is a predicted model, not a curated record. Lineage: Eukaryota; Metazoa; Arthropoda; Insecta; Diptera; Drosophilidae. The transcript is spliced from 2 exons. Gene Ontology annotation, cellular component: extracellular region.
GAUGCUUCGCGAGCUGCUGUGUUUGGGAAUUCUGUUGGCCAUCCUAGUGGGAUUUAGCCACGGCGAGUGCAAUGCCUGCUCGGUGGACAGCAAAACCGCCUGUGUAUCCAGAAAUCAGUACCAAAACUGCACGUUGGACAAUAUUCCCACGGGGCCAAUCUACACUUGUCCAAACAAGACAAACUGCACUGGAUCUGUGGAGCGGUGCACUUCAAAUGAGACUCUAUUCUCCUGCAAUGACUGCAAUAAGUGUGAUGGAACUCAAAAUUUCACCUGUACAAGUCCCAGCACUUUUGCACUUUGUGACGGUGUGAGUGUCGUAAACAUCGAGUACUCGUGUUCAUUGGGGCAGGUGUGUAAUAUCAACAACAGGAACUACUGUGCACCCCCUUUAAAUGGUACAGGCGCCACGUGUCCGUAUUACAAUAGUACCACUGUAAUUGGAGACUUUUGCAACACUAAGUCCUCAAUGGGUCGCUAUCCAGAUCCCAGUGAUUCAAGCUGCCUCAGAUAUAUCUAUUGCUUCCGUAAGGGUUCUACAUGGACUGGAAAUACCUGGCAGUGUCCUUUAGCUAAACCCUAUUUUAGUAGCAUUACUUUCAAUUGCGUCACUACAAAACCUUCGAAUUGUGUAUAAAAAUUUGUUGGAAAAAUACAUAUACAAUCUUUUAAUAAAAGCCUUGGAAAGAGCAUAAAAUCGUUU